CAAAUUUGGCCAAGCGUCCCCCCAUUGUCCUUAUAAAGGCCAAAUUGCCAACAAAGCUUUCACCUACCUCUUCCCAUUGAGAGCCCACGCCAUGGCCUCCAUCAUCCCUCGGUUUAUCUUCUUCUUCUUGCUCCUCCUGCUGGCCAUCUCCGCCCAAUCUGACGAUUGCGUCUACACGGUCUACGUCCGAACUGGGUCGAUAAUCAAGGGCGGCACGGACUCCGUCGUGAGCCUGAGGCUCUACGAUGCCUACGGCGAGGGGAUCUGGAUCACGGACCUCGAGGCAUGGGGAGGGCUGAUGAGGCCGGGCCACAACUACUUCGAGAGGGGCAACUUGGACGUCUUCAGCGGCCGGGGCCCGUGCCUCAGCGCACCCGUCUGCGCCAUGAACCUGACCUCGGAUGGGUCAGGUCCGCACCACGGAUGGUACUGCAACUACGUGGAGGUAACCACCACCGGCGCCCACAUCCCCUGCUCACAAAAGGAGUUCACGGUGGAGCAAUGGCUGGCCCGUGACGUGACGCCGUACGAGCUCACCGCGAUCAGGAAUCGCUGUCCGGAUGGGGUCGCCGGCGGCAGUAAGAUCGAGCCUCAUGUGGUGGCUGCAGUCGGUGGUGGUGGUAAGAUCGAGUCGCAUGCGGUGGCAGAGGCUGUGAUGUAGGGAUGUGGUGGACAUUGUCAUGGUAAUUUAAUAAAUGAUGUGUGAUCUGUCGUCUAAUGUGUAUGUCCUCUAAUUUGGUAAAUCUCGUGUUUCUGGGGAACUUUCCUUCUUUUCACUGUUUAUUUAUCAUGAUGAGGACAUGCCUUUUUAAUGACCUAGUAUUGCGUUGUAUCUCAUAAAAUAGUUGUGUGUGAAAGACAAUUAAAUGAA
This is a messenger RNA of Eucalyptus grandis, 871 nucleotides long. Its product is annotated as PLAT domain-containing protein 3. The record is from RefSeq and is a predicted model, not a curated record. Gene Ontology annotation, molecular function: protein binding. Bases 92 to 661 code for a protein of 189 amino acids. NCBI's taxonomy places the organism in Eukaryota, Viridiplantae, Streptophyta, Magnoliopsida, Myrtales, Myrtaceae. The transcript is spliced from 2 exons.